Molecule: messenger RNA, 1339 nt
Organism: Pteropus alecto (black flying fox)
Lineage: Eukaryota; Metazoa; Chordata; Mammalia; Chiroptera; Pteropodidae
Gene: RWDD1
Product: RWD domain containing 1
Exons: 7
Coding region: 436-1167 (243 amino acids)
Biological process (GO): cytoplasmic translation
Molecular function (GO): protein binding
Source: RefSeq, a predicted model, not a curated record
CCACCCGCCGCCCUAUACCGCCCCGGCGCGCGAGCCCGUCCUUCAGCCCAGACACAUCGAGCGAGGAUGCCCAGCUGAGGGGCUUCCCCGGCUCCGGCCCUGCAAAGCCCAGGAACCGACCCUAGGUGUCCGUGACGAAUGCCAGACCGGGCGCCUUCACCCUCCCCGCCAAUCCGAGGCGGGCGUGGGACCGGCGGCCUCUCAGAGCCCCGCUGGCCAGGCCGAACGAGUCGAACGCGGAACUAGGGAGCAGGCGGAGCCGGCGCGAGGCCGUUGCUCAGCAGGCCCGGCCUGGCUUUGGGCCCCGGGCCUCCCAGCCGGGGACUCUGCGCUUGCGCUCGCCGGCCGCUGCGUUCCGUCCCGGCGCGGCCGCGGUCCCCGUGCAGCACGCCGCCUGGGUACCUGGGCGAUCCAUGGGCAGCGGCGAGGGCCACGAUGACAGAUUACUGCGAGGAGCAACGCAACGAGCUGGAGGCUCUGGAGGCCAUCUACCCCGACUCCUUCACCGUAUUAUCAGAAAAUCCAACUAGCUUCACCAUUACUGUGACAUCUGAGGCUGGAGAAAAUGAUGAAACCGUCCAGACUACCCUCAAGUUUACUUACAGUGAAAAAUACCCAGAUGAAGCCCCGCUUUAUGAAAUAUUCUCCCAGGAAAAUCUAGAAGAUAAUGAUGUCUCAGGCAUUUUAAAAUUAUUGGCAUUACAGGCAGAAGAAAACCUUGGUAUGGUGAUGAUCUUUACUUUAGUAACAGCUGUGCAAGAAAAAUUAAAUGAAAUAGUAGAUCAAAUAAAAACUAGAAGAGAAGAAGAAAAGAAAAAAAAAGAAAAAGAAGCAGAAGAAGCUGAAAAGCAAUUAUUUCAUGGUACACCUGUUACAAUUGAGAAUUUCUUAAGUUGGAAGGCCAAGUUUGAUGCAGAACUCUUGGAAAUUAAAAAGAAACGAAUGAAAGAAGAAGAGCAAGCAGGAAAAAAUAAAUUAAGUGGGAAACAGCUGUUUGAAACAGAUCAUAAUCUUGACACUUCCGAUAUCCAGUUCUUGGAGGAUGCUGGAAACAAUGUGGAGGUAGAUGAGUCUUUGUUCCAGGAAAUGGAUGACUUGGAACUGGAGGAUGAUGAGGAUGAUCCAGACUACAAUCCGGCUGAUCCAGAGAGUGACUUGACCGACUAAUGGAUUAUCCCUGUCUGCAGAGAGGCUUGACUGCCACAGCAUCUGUGGCUAUGCUGAGAGGGUGUUGAUUUUCCUUUCUUUUUUUCUAAGAAAAAAAUUUUCAGGAGAAUAUUCUUCUGAUAGCUUUCAUCAUUGAACUUAAUAAACUGACCUUAAAAUUUCAAAUGUAAAA